AUGUCGAUCCUCCCACCGGAGCUAAUCUUGGACAUACUUUUACGGCUUUCGUACAAGGAUUUGAUACGAUCCCUGUGCGUUUCGAAAGCUUGGUAUGCUUUCAUCCACGACCAACGCUUCAUCAAAGCCCAUCUCCAACGCUCCAUUGAAACCAACUCUGCUCCUCUAUCCAUUUUAAUUUGGUCAGAUAACCCCGAAGAUGCUCCCUCGGGUUUCUUUUCAUUGACCUUUAGGGACAACGAAACGAUCGGGGCAGCCGUGAGAACUGAGCAGCCGUUCAAAUACGCUGACAAUUACACAGACAUAUUGGGCAACUCUGUUCAUGGUGUGGUUUGCAUACGCAACUGUGUCGAUUGGGAAAUUGCUUUGUGGAACCCGUCAAUUCAAAAGUUGAAGAAGAUUCCCUUCCCAAGCUUUGAGACGCCGAAAUUCACUGCUUACUAUGGAUUCGGGUAUGAUUCUGUUCAUGAUGACUAUAAAGUUGUGGGAAUAGGGGAUUGCCAUACCGAGAGUUGUCAAGUUCAUAUUUAUAGCCUAAAAUCUAACUCAUGGAAAAGGAUCCAAAACAUGCCUUGCAAUAAUUUUGAUUUUCAUUCAGAUUAUAUCGUGUUCUUCAACGGUGCUCUAAAUUGGCUGAUGCACCCGGUGUUAGAUGAAACCCCGCACAUAAUUCAAACUCUUACUCUUACCAGUGAGGAAUAUUGCCAGUUUUCCACCCCGGUCGAUCUGGAUGACGUGUAUAACAUGUAUACGCCUACGCUGUCUUUGGAGGUCUUGGGGGGCUGUUUAUGUCUCUGUGUUGAUCGUUUCGGCGCCGCACAUGAUGUUUGGGUUAUGAAGGAGUAUGGAAUGACAGAAUCUUGGACCCUGCUUUUUUCUAUUGAGCCAGAAGCUGUGCCUUGGGUGCAUGUUCAUUCUUUCAAACCACUGGUGUUGUCAAAGAAUGGAGAAAUGGUCCUUUUGACUUACAAGUACCACAAUUCUGUGUUCUUUUGGUAUGAUUUAAAGAAAAAGAGUUUCAAACAAGUUGAAUUUCGCGGUCAUCCCCAUGUAUCUAAAGUGGCAGUUAGUGGUGUCGGGAGCCUUUAUCUUCUUGAUCCUGUUAUUUCUUGGAAGGGAUCGACAAGUCCCCUCUACCUCUAA
Prunus persica (peach) is the source of this 1143-nucleotide messenger RNA. Its product is annotated as F-box protein CPR30. Gene Ontology annotation, molecular function: protein binding. The coding region runs from base 1 to 1143 and encodes 380 amino acids. The record is from RefSeq and is a predicted model, not a curated record. Lineage: Eukaryota; Viridiplantae; Streptophyta; Magnoliopsida; Rosales; Rosaceae. The transcript has a single exon.